AUGUCGGUUGUGGCAGACCAGGUACGGCGCCUGGAUGCGCAACUGGAUCGCAUCCCCUUCACCCACCUGGAGCCUCACGACGACGACUUCACGUCGCAGGCCUCUACCCGCCUAGACUCGCCACGCGUCAAGGACCUGUUGCGUGUCAUCAAAACCCUGUCGACGACUAGCGCAGCCCAGCCCGUUCUGCCAGCAUGGCGGCUGCAGGAGCUCCUGGCCCAGGUCAACCUGGGCGUUACUAUCAGCCAGGACUUUGGGCCAAAUCAGUAUGAGGCUGACCUUGAGUGGCUCCUGGUCAGCAAGGCUACCGUACAUACGUACGGCAUCAUCAUGGACACACUGCUCGACCAGAUAAUUCCCCUGAGCGACCACAUCUGGUAUUGGGAUGACGUCCUGUCCUCCCGGUCCUAUAGCACCCUCUACAUGGUGCAGACAUCGCCUUGGCGAUUCUGGGCCUGGUCACUGGACAUCUACACGGACAGCAAGGAUCGCUUCCGCCGCCGUUCGUCGGGUGCGGGGGGGAUUACUCAGCAAGGCAUCAAAGAGCAGGUCACCACCAGCAUCUCGGAGAGGUGGCGGCAGUUCUACGGCAUUGUUCGUGAGAGCAUCAGAGAGAAAUCGCUUACCAAUGUUCAGCGGAGAAUCAUGUCCCCAGCUGCCAUUGCCCGAUCGGAAGCACGGAAGAAACAGGCCAAGCUAAAGAAGUUCCGAGACAUCAUGUCAAGCGGAUUAGGCGUGCUCAUCGACGAAGGACUAGCAUUUGGGGGUAACGGCAGCGACGAUGGCAAGAGUGACAUCAUCAUGUCGAAUAAUCAGGAAUGGAAAGGCGUGGUCGAGCGGAGUGUCGCCCUGAUGGACAUGGUCUUAAAGGACGUCCUGGCUCUGGAGUCGGGUGUCGCCGAGUUCGAAGAUAAAGUCUUCGCCGGCGUCGAAGAAGACCCCGAGCUGUCGAUCCAGGUCGAAGAAGACGAGAGCAAUCGGCCGGCCGUCGUCGCCAGGCGGCUGCACGCCCUUCUCGCGACACAUCUCCCAGGGCACCUAGAGGCAACCGAGCUGCUCGUAGCUGAACAUGGCCGACCUUCCAGACUUGUUCGCUACUGGCUCCCGGCAACUGCGCUUCUUCUCUCCUCGACAACAAUCCUCCGCAUAGUUGUGAACCGGCAGCAGGAGAUCAUCGAAUGGAUCAGAGAUUUUGGGACCACCGUCAGAGACUUCUGGUUCAACUGGAUAGUCGAGCCCAGUCGCAAGGUGGUUGCCACUAUACGCCACGACUCGAACAGCGAGAUUGCCAUCAUGAGCCGAGACAGCCUGCAGGCGGACCGGGACAGCCUUGAAAGGAUGGUUGUUGACUUUGCCGUGGACAAGCCGAUGGCAGCCACAGGGGCCUCGUCAGUGUCUGAGUCUCAGAUCGCAGAGAUCCGGGCCAAAGUGAGAGAAGGAGACGUCACGCCAAUCUUACGUGCCUACGAGAAGGACCUCCGAAACCCCCUGACCGGGGCGGUCCGUGGGGACCUCGUCCGGACGCUGCUCAUCCAGGUCCAGAAAACCAAGGUCGACGUCGAGGUGGCCAUGGCGGGGAUCGAUGCACUACUGAAGAGCCAGGAGUUGGUAUUCGGGUUUGUAGGACUGACGCCUGGCAUCAUCGUCUCGAUCGGCAUGAUGCAGUACCUCCGGAGGCAGUUUGGAGGGCGAAAGGGUUUCCGCGACGAGCGGAGUGCCGGCAAAUGUGUGCGUGUGCUCCGAAACAUCGACCGCAUUCUGUCGGAAGCUACGCCGUCUCCCAACAACCUUCUGUCGUACAAAGACCACGGCCUGCUGGUGUGCGAGGUUCAUGUCCUGCGACGGCUGGUGCACCCGCUCGUCCCGGCCGAGAUCGAGAAGGAGUUCUUGGAGGAUCUCGACGACCUGGCAAACCUCAAGGGCAUACAGUCGCAGAUGCGAGCUCUGGACCGUAUCCGAUGGGCGUAUGCAAAAUGGUUGAAGUAG
Molecule: messenger RNA, 1986 nt
Organism: Neoarthrinium moseri
Lineage: Eukaryota; Fungi; Ascomycota; Sordariomycetes; Amphisphaeriales; Apiosporaceae
Exons: 2
Coding region: 1-1986 (661 amino acids)
Cellular component (GO): mitochondrial outer membrane
Source: RefSeq, a predicted model, not a curated record